GGAGCACGACUGUAGGGGGCUUUCAUAACCUCAAAUAAUUCUCAAAUUUUCUGCAAGAAUUUAUUUUUUGGGCUUUUUUGGGAUUCUGCAGAGGCCACAGCGUGACCAUGUACAAAUCUCUGUCCAGGAUAUUCAGGAGCCCUGUGCUUCCUGCUCUACCGCUGAGGACAAUGUCAAUGUACAAUCCCCACUUUGUGGAGCCCGUGUUCCGGAAAGAGGAUCAGCAAGUACUCAAGGAGACAGGAGAAGCAGCAAAACUUUCUCACGUGAGGGUUAAAGCAGCCCGGAACAAUCAAACUUCUUCAGUUUUCUUCGAUGAACGCGUCCGGAAGUUCACAAACUACGUCAUGGAAGGUGGGCAGAAGGAACUGGCACGGAGUCUCGUAACCAGGUGCUUUGAGAACAUCAAACGCAUCCAGUUGGAACGCUACAAUCUGGCUAGCCCGGAGGAAAAGGAGAAAAUUGAAACGAAUCCUGUAAAGAUUUUUCAUACUGCUGUUGAGAAUUGCCGGCCACUCCUGCACACAACUCCCAUCAAGAGAGGAGGACAACGGUAUCAGGUCCCUGUUCCAGUUACGGAGAAACGUUCGUAUUUUAUGUCAAUGAAGUGGAUUCUGGAGGCAGCGCUGGAUAAAGACAGGAAAGUUCAUUUGCCGGAAAAGCUGGCAUGGGAAAUUCUCGAUGCAGCCGCUUACCAGGGACGCGUGAUAAAGAAGAAGCAGGACCUGCAUAAACUGUGUGAAGCCAACAGAGCCUACGCACACUACCGAUGGAGCUAAACACUGUCCAGGAACUUUAUAGUCUCUAUUAAUAAACUUUCUAAAAUCCUUAAAAUCUAAA
Molecule: messenger RNA, 840 nt
Organism: Lutzomyia longipalpis
Lineage: Eukaryota; Metazoa; Arthropoda; Insecta; Diptera; Psychodidae
Gene: mRpS7
Product: 28S ribosomal protein S7, mitochondrial
Exons: 2
Coding region: 108-779 (223 amino acids)
Biological process (GO): ribosomal small subunit assembly; translation
Cellular component (GO): ribosome
Molecular function (GO): mRNA binding; rRNA binding; structural constituent of ribosome
Source: RefSeq, a predicted model, not a curated record